Molecule: messenger RNA, 1610 nt
Organism: Mangifera indica (mango)
Lineage: Eukaryota; Viridiplantae; Streptophyta; Magnoliopsida; Sapindales; Anacardiaceae
Product: probable diphthine methyl ester synthase
Exons: 7
Coding region: 378-1235 (285 amino acids)
Biological process (GO): protein histidyl modification to diphthamide
Molecular function (GO): diphthine synthase activity
Source: RefSeq, a predicted model, not a curated record
AUAAUUUUGUAAUAAUUGUUGCAGGUCAUGAAAAAAAAAAAAUUUUUAUUUCGUUGAAUAUUUUGUAUAAAGUUCAUUGCCCAUUGAUAAGGUUAAAAUAUAAUAAUAAAACUACUCGUACCAAAACCCCUCCCUCUUUCGGAGCUCAAAAUACCAAAAGACAAGGGAAUCGACUUCAAGCCACACAAAUGAUCUUUUUCUGCGACUUGGUAACUUGUUGACGUAGCAUUUCGUCAAUAGUUUCAAACUCCUGGCCAUUUUCUGAUCUCUCUUGUUCGCUGGAUAAACCUGCGUCUUCGGUUAUUUUUUUCCCUUGUCUUCGUUUCCUUUGAGUUAGUAAAGUAGGGAGUUGUUAGGGUUUAGCAGAGACGAGAAAGAUGUUAUACAUAAUAGGUCUUGGACUGGGUGACGAGAAAGACAUUACUUUAAGAGGUUUAGAAGCAGUUAGAAAAUGCGAGAAGGUUUACAUUGAAGCCUACACUUCUCUUCUCUCUUUUGGUCUUUCUACGGAUGGAAUUUUCACUCUGGAAAAGCUUUAUGGAACUCCAGUUACUGUGGCUGAUAGAGAAAUGGUAGAAGAGAAGGCUGAUGCUAUUCUCUCAGAAGCUCGACUCUCUGACGUGGCUUUUUUGGUUGUUGGUGACCCCUUUGGAGCCACAACACAUAGUGAUCUGGUUGUGCGCGCCAGGAAGUUGGGGAUUCAGGUCCAGGUUGUUUAUAAUGCAUCAGUGAUGAAUGCUGUUGGAAUUUGUGGGUUACAACUUUACCGCUAUGGAGAGACAGUUUCAAUUCCAUUUUUCACUGAAACUUGGAGACCUGAUAGCUUUUAUGAGAAAAUUCAGAGAAAUCGUUCUCUUGGGUUGCACACUCUCUGCUUGUUAGAUAUACGUGUCAAAGAACCUUCUUUUGAAUCUUUGUGCAGGGGAAAGAAGCAAUAUGAACCACCCAGAUUUAUGACAAUCAACACUGCCAUUGAGCAACUUUUGGAGGUUGAGCAAACUAGAGGAGAAUCUGCAUUCAACGAAGACACCGAUUGUGUGGGGUUUGCUCGGCUUGGCAGUGAGGAUCAGAUGAUUGUUGCUGGUACAAUGGCUCAACUUCAGAUGGUUGAUUUUGGACCACCUUUACAUUGUCUAGUUGUAGUAGGCAAGACACAUCCGGUGGAAGAAGAAAUGCUAGAUUUUUACAGGCUGAAAGAGGAUAUUCAUCCAAAAAAUAACAGUGAGACUGCUUGAUUAUGACUGUAACAGGAGAUGAUACAUAUACACAAAUGGCCAUUGCACACAUUAACAGUGGCAAAUGGAGCAGUAACAAGAAUUUAUAAUUUUUGGGACGAUAUGAGAGUGGCAAAGAGGAAAUCAUAUUUAUCAAUUUAUGAAAGAAAAAUGUAUUCCUUUUAUCAGUCUUUCUACUUUAUGAUUAGUGUGAAGUCCUGCAGCUGAAUAUCCUCGCAACAAGAGAUCUUUUUUUAAGUUGUGUCUGUAUGAUGUAUCAUAAGUUUUUAUUGCUCCAUGUAAUUGGUUCUAUGAAGGCUUGUGGAUUAUGAGUUGUUUUUCGAUAUUAUUAUUUUUUAUUGACCGACAUUAGUGAAUGAUUAUUUGUACUGUUAA